AUGGGUGUGGUCAGCUCCAACAUCUUCCAGAACAAAGAUGCGCCAAAAUACAUACCCGCGCUUGCUACCACCGCCGCUUUCGGUGGUAUGGGAUUCUUGCUGACUUUGAUGCUCGGAGCGUGGAUGAUCGUUGACAACAAGCGGAGGGAUGCCAAGCAAGGGAAGGUGAAUGUUAGGGACGUCUCGACGGAGGAGUUGAGGGAUGGGCCUGCGGCGGAAAGAUUUAGGCUAGAUCUUACUUAG
Letharia lupina is the source of this 243-nucleotide messenger RNA. RefSeq lists its product as uncharacterized. Lineage: Eukaryota; Fungi; Ascomycota; Lecanoromycetes; Lecanorales; Parmeliaceae. The transcript is spliced from 2 exons. The coding region runs from base 1 to 243 and encodes 80 amino acids. The record is from RefSeq and is a predicted model, not a curated record.